AUGAUAUGCCCCGAAUUCCAGCACCUUUUAAAAGGCAUUGAGGACAUAUACUUACCCGUUCAUAUCUAUCUAUCUAUCUAUCUAUCUAUCUAUCUAUCUAUCUAUCUAUAUUAUCUAUCUAUCUAUCUAUCUAUCUCAAUUUAUUUAUAUCUAUCUAUUUUUGUUUUCUUUUUUGUAUUUAUUAACAUACAAAAAAUCUAUCUAUUUAUCUAUCUAUCUCAAUCUGUUCACAUCUAUCUAUCUAUUUAUCUAUCUCAAUCUGUUCAUAUCUAUCUAUCUAUCUAUCUAUCUAUCUAUCUAUCUAUCUAUCUAUCUAUCUCAGUCUCUUUUAAUCUUCAUGCUAAUUCUACAUGCGGUUAUAUUUGUCAUUCCUCUGAUCACUCUAUUUUGGAAUAUAAAUUCUUAAAAAUAAUUCUUCUUCUUUCAGAUAAAGCCAUCGAUUUUCGGCACUGGGGUAUUCCACUAAGUCGUCGCUUCCGAGCAUUGAAAAUUUGGUUUGUAUUACGAACCUACGGUAUUGAAGGGCUACAACAUUACAUACGCGAGCAUGUCAGAUUGGCCAAACUUUUUGAAUCCAAUGUCCUAACUGAUAAUCGGUUUGAAGUCCUCGGUGAGGUCACGAUGGGACUCGUGUGCUUCCGAUUAAAGGUAAGUUUGGUCUUUAAGCGAACCCAAAGUUUCGCGUUAAAUGUCUAG
Molecule: messenger RNA, 696 nt
Organism: Acanthosepion pharaonis
Lineage: Eukaryota; Metazoa; Mollusca; Cephalopoda; Sepiida; Sepiidae
Source: the annotation of a GenBank genome assembly